Molecule: messenger RNA, 1478 nt
Organism: Zychaea mexicana
Lineage: Eukaryota; Fungi; Mucoromycota; Mucoromycetes; Mucorales; Lichtheimiaceae
Exons: 4
Coding region: 146-1189 (347 amino acids)
Molecular function (GO): protein binding
Source: RefSeq, a predicted model, not a curated record
CUCUUUUUCCUUUUCCUUUGGGACCCACCUCCCCUCCCCCAGCAGACCUGUAUAUACCCUUCCCUUACUCUCUCUUUUCUCAUUCUUUCUCCCUCUUUCUUAUCCCUUCCUCCUACUCUUUAGCAACAAACCCCUUACAAAGAACAUGAUAACAGAAAGUAAAACCGCUCUGGGCUUAGUUACUCCCGGAAACUCUCAAGAAUCCAGAGACUCUUCUGAUGACGACGAGCCAAUCAUGAACACUACAACAAUUCAUUCUUUGAAUGAGACACUUUACGGUGUAGAAUGGAUCGACACCGAUGCCUCUGAAGACGAAGACUACCUUCCACAAAACCAACACACACUUGUACCGUCACCACCGCGCCGAGAUAGAAAACGGAGUCGGUCUAAUAGCCGAGAAGCAGAGUCGCCCGGUCAAAGAGUUCGGCGAGCCAUCGAUAUCGCAGUGGAUAGUGGCGUCGAUUUUGUUGACCUCAGUUGUUUGGGUCUCACCGAGUUGCCACCAGAGUUCCUGGAUGUGCGGUACAUAACAGUGAUCAAGAAGGAUACAGUCAAGAACACUGCAUUGAAACUGUAUCUCUCCGGAAAUCAAUUGACCGAGUUUCCUUCACAGAUCUUUGCACUCAAGAAUUUGUCCGUCCUCAGCCUACGUGGCAACCGGCUUGAAGUCCUUCCACCCGAAAUUGGUCUUUUGCAAAACUUGGUAGAAGUAUCAGUGGGCAAUAAUUUGCUGAAAUACUUGCCAUCCGAGCUGAUUGAACUACCAUUACUUACCAUCCUCAAUCUGACACCCAAUUCCUAUCUGGAAAGACGAUCCCAGCCGCUGCAACUGUCCGUUACAUCUGUACCUAGCCUUGUGGAAAUCAUGAGUCAGGAGUUUCUGAAAGGCUGCGAUAGUACCGCUGCUACUACUACCAUGAUGACCGAGGACAAAGAUGGUAGUAGCCUGAUACCGGGUGAGCUACGCGAUAGACUUGCAAGUGUAUCUUCAAUGAGCAAGUGUCACGCAUGUCUCAAGAAGUUUUGUCAACCCGCUGUGGAGCAGGUUGUAUGGCGGCAGGUGUUCGGCCGCCCGGAUAUUCCCAUCGCUUAUCGCUAUUGCUCUAUUUAUUGCAGUAACAGCAAUAACAUAAGCAUCAACACCAGCACUAGCACACCCAUUUUGACCUCGACCGCAACCAGCAACUAACAUUACCAUUCUUUGUCAUUACACAAAGCACCUUUUUCUUGAUACCCUCUCUUCGUUUUCCACACACACUCGCUCUCACGCACAACACUGCUGCUUAUUUUGUAUCGUUCCUUUCAGUGCCCAUCUUUCCUUGUGAAUAUUUUAUUUUGUUUCUUCCCCUACUCUUCCCUCUGCAACUUUUUAAAGAAACGCUUUGUACACAUCAGCAUGACACAUAUGCAGAACGCGCAAGUUAGCUUAGUUUGUUUGCGAACAAGAUAUAUAUUAAAUAAGAAAAGGAGAACGGGGA